This is a messenger RNA of Gracilinanus agilis (Agile Gracile Mouse Opossum), 1832 nucleotides long. It is a transcript of the gene DOLK, whose product is annotated as dolichol kinase. Gene Ontology annotation, cellular component: endoplasmic reticulum membrane. NCBI's taxonomy places the organism in Eukaryota, Metazoa, Chordata, Mammalia, Didelphimorphia, Didelphidae. The coding region runs from base 138 to 1724 and encodes 528 amino acids. The record is from RefSeq and is a predicted model, not a curated record. Gene Ontology annotation, biological process: dolichyl monophosphate biosynthetic process. Gene Ontology annotation, molecular function: dolichol kinase activity. The transcript has a single exon.
UGACCAGUCGCCUUUAUUUUCUUUUGGGAAACCUCCCCACUUCAGUUUUGAAGAGAGAGCCUUUUCAUCCAUGAUCCAAAUCCCUACCUCUUUGGGAGGGAAACAUAACCGCGCUGGCCCAACCUGAGGGUAGUCGAAUGGCUGCGACCAUGCCGAACAAAGCUAUGCUGGGGGAAGCCGCCAUCGUAUUUAUGGUAGUGCUAAACAUCCAUGCCUCAGUAUGGGACCGUUAUUCCUGGUGUGCCGUGGCCCUGGCUGUUCAGGCCUUCUAUGUCCAGUACAAGUGGGACAGGCUGCUCCAGCAGGGGGCUGCAGUCUUUCAGUUCAGGACCACAGCUAACAGUGGCCUCCUGCCUGCCUCCAUGGUCAUCCCUCUGCUGGGGGUGGUGAUGAAGAAGUGUUGUGAGAGUGCAGAAAACGUCUACUUUGAGCGGUUUGGCAUUGUGGUGGCAGCUACAGGUAUGGCACUGGCCCUAUUCCUGUCCAUAUUGGCACUGGGCAUCACCAGGCCAGUACCCACCAACACUUGUGUCAUUUCUGGCCUGGCUGGAAGUGUCAUCAUCUAUAUCAUGAAACAUUCCUUGAGUGUGGCAGAGGUCAUAGAGGUCCUUGAGGUCCUGCUGAUCUUUGUCUAUCUCAACAUGAUCCUACUGUACCUGCUACCCCGAUGCUUUACCCCAGGGGAGGCAUUGCUUAUUCUAGGGGGCAUCAGUUUUGCCCUCAACCAGCUCAUCAAACGAUCCCUGAAUGUUAUCCAAGGUCGAGGAGACCCAGUGGACUUCUUUCUCCUCGUGGUGGUAGUAGGGAUGGUUAUCAUGGGCAUCUUCUUCAGCAUGUUCUUUGCCUUCAUGGACUCUGGAACCUGGACAUCUUCUCUUUUCUUUCACUUAAUGACAGGUGUGCUGGGCCUUGGUGUCGUCAUGCCCUGGUUUUAUCACCUAAUCCGGGAGAACCCCUUGCUCUGGCUUUUCCAAUUCCUGUUCCAGACAAACACUCGUAUCUACCUCCUUAUCUAUUGGUCACUGCUGGCUGCUUCAGCCUGCAUAGUUGUGAUGUACCAAAAUGCUAAGAGGUUAUCUUCUGAAUCAAAGAAACAUCAGGCCUCUACAGUUACCCGGAAGUAUUUCCACUUCAUCAUAGUGGCUACCUAUGUACCAGGACUCAUAUAUGACCGACUACUACUAUAUGUUGCAGCUGUGGUCUGCCUAGCUGUCUUUAUCAUCCUUGAGUAUAUUCGUCUUUUCCGAAUUAAGCCCCUAGGCCAGAUCCUAAGGAACCUGCUCUCAAUCUUUCUAGAUGAAAGGGAUAGUGGCCCCCUCAUCCUGACUCACAUUUACCUGCUGUUGGGCAUGUCUCUCCCUCUCUGGCUAUUCCCAAGACCUUGUGCUCCAAAGGGUAGCCUGGGAAGUGUUGGGGCUCUGGUCCCUUAUGCAGGAGUGCUGGCUGUGGGAGUAGGUGACACUAUUGCUUCCAUUUUUGGCAGUACAGUGGGAGAGAUUCAUUGGCCAGGAACUGUAAAAACUUUUGAGGGGACAAUGUCUUCCAUAUUUGCUCAAAUCAUUUCUGUGGCUUUAAUCUUAAUCUUUGACAGUAAGGUAGACCUUAACUCCAGCUAUGCUUGGAUUCUGGGGUCUAUUACUAUAAUCUCCCUACUGGAAGCUUACACCACCCAAAUAGACAAUCUUAUGUUACCGCUCUAUCUCCAGAUUCUGCUGAUGGCUUAGCCUUCAUGCAGAAUUAGAGCCAUUUGGGUAUGAUGGACCAAGUGGUGAAAACCUGAUUCACUUUUGCAGUGAAUUGAGUUUUAAAAUAAAAUAAAAACUUCCCUUGCA